AUGCCGUUAAGUACAGGUACCACUGCUUCAGAAACACAAAUAUUCACAACUUCGAAAGAGGAAACGAACAGUGCAACUUUGAAAACCAGUAAAAAUAUUAUACUAUGUUUUGAUGGAACGAGAGAAAAUUUUGGACCACAACCAUUCACCAAUAUUUUAAAAAUAUUCGGUCUUUUAGAGAAUGAUAAAGAUCAAAUAUGUUAUUAUCAACCAGGAGUUGGAAUCAAUGGGGAUUUAGAUAGAAUUGAUGAAAAUUUGAACUUACGAAGGUUUACAUGGUCAAAAUUUUAUAAUAUUUUGGAUUCCAUGUUUGCAUUCAGUCUCGAUUCUCAUAUUGUGUCAGCUUAUAUUUUCCUUAUGCAAAAUUAUGAAAUUGGUGAUAAGAUUUAUAUGUUUGGUUUUUCAAGAGGUGCUUUCAUUGCUAGAGUACUUGCUGGAAUGAUUGGUAAAGUUGGGUUGUUGCAUCCUGGGUUAGAGGAAUUAGUUACUUUGGCUUGGAAAAUUUAUCAAAGUUGGGAAUAUUCAGAACAACCAAAUCAAUCUACUUAUACAACUACUUUGGCUAGUGAAUUCAAAAAUAUCUUUUGUAGAGAUUAUGAAGUUAGAAUUUGUUUCCAAGGUUUAUUUGACUCUGUUAAUUCAGUGGGAAUUUUGAGAGAUAGAUUGUUUCCCUUUACCCAGAGGAGUAAUAUUGUUGAUCAUGUGAGGCAUUGUGUGUCCAUUGAUGAGAGAAGAGGUAAAUUCAAACAACAAGGGUUUUCAUCAAAUUCUUAUUCUACGAGGUUGUUUUCUUUACAAUUUCGAACUUAUAUUUUGGAGGAAUUUUCCAACAAUUUAACUCCAGUUGAAUCUAAUGCAAGUGAAAAUAUAUCAACUAAAGAAAUUCGGAAUCCUCUAAUUGAUUUUACUAUUGGUAAAACCAAAAGCACAGACACUGACUGUGAAAACCCUUGCCAAAGGUUUAUUAAUCGGAAAUGUUUACCUAUAGAGACAAGUCGUAAAAGUGUUGAAGGUAUUUUCCAAAUUUGUGAAAAAUUAGAUAAUGACAGAUGUUGCUUUAAUUCAGAUGGGAGAGAUAUUCAAGGUGAUAAAAAUAUAUUGACACCAGAUUUAAUUGAGAAAUGGUUUAUUGGUGAUCAUUCUGAUAUUGGUGGAGGAUGGGAAAUGGAUCGCAAUACAGAGAAUUUUGUUUCAUUAAUUCCACUAAGAUGGAUAAUAAUGGAAUCAAUGAAAUUUGGAGUUAGAUUUAAAAAUGAACCUUUGAAAAAUUUCUUAAAGGAAAACUUGACAGUUGGAUCAAUACUAUCUUUAACUCAUGAUUUUUUGGACCUAUGCCAAUUGAAGGAAAAUAAUCACAAGAAAACAUUCCAACUUGAGAAGGAAUCCAAUAUUCCUUUGAUACGUAGUUACCUUGAUCAGCAAGCGCAAAAGCCAGAGUUCCAACAGGACACUGAUGAAUUUCGAGAAAGGAUGAAUAGAAAAAUCAAAUAUACUAGAGGUGGAUAUUUUACGACAAGAAUGUCAUUAGGUUGGUGGAUUUUAGAGUUUUUACCGAUUGGGCUGAAAUUACAGAACAGACGUGGUAAAUGGAGAAAAGUCUAUAUUCCCAAUUUAGGACAAACCAGAAGUAUACCUGAAAAUGCUGACUUACAUUGGUCGGUAUAUUGGAAAAUAAAAUUUGAUCCAAAUUAUAGGCCUACUAACCUGCCCAAAUAUGCCAGAGAUAUUAUUGAAGAAUUUUUACAAAUCAAAUUGGAUAACGGGAGGGAAAGAAAAACCAAGACAAUAAUGUCACAUAUGAAAUCGUACCCUAAUAGGAUUGAAAAUGAAGGAGAAUGGGUCUUAGAGGGGAGUUCCACAGUCACUACAACGACAGCGACUCUUUCUUUUUCCAGUCUUUCUGAUCAAUUAGAUAAUACUAACAAGGGAAUAAAUGCUACAAGGUAUUACGAACUACGAUCAAAUUUCUUGAAAUGGCAAGAAACUGAUUGGAAAAAAAUCCCAGAUGAUAUGGUAUUAGAAAGUUUCUUAGAUUCAAGUUGCAUAUAA
This is a messenger RNA of Naumovozyma dairenensis CBS 421, 2049 nucleotides long. RefSeq lists its product as uncharacterized. Bases 1 to 2049 code for a protein of 682 amino acids. The record is from RefSeq and is a predicted model, not a curated record. Lineage: Eukaryota; Fungi; Ascomycota; Saccharomycetes; Saccharomycetales; Saccharomycetaceae. The transcript has a single exon.